AUGGUCGAACAGUGUACUGUCCUGGAGGUCAAAGUUAUAGAAGGCCAUGGAACAACGAUUGAUGUUGUGUUGGUAAACUGUGUACUUCAUGAAGGUGAUCAAAUCGUCGUGUGUGGGUUACAGGGACCUAUAGUCACAACGAUUAGAGCGUUACUGACACCUCAUCCAAUGAAGGAGCUACGGGUGAAGGGUACUUAUGUGCAUCAUAAAGAAAUAAAGGCUGCACAGGGUAUAAAAAUUACAGCGCAGGGUCUUGAACACGCUAUUGCUGGCACUGCUCUGCACGUAACUGAACCUGAUGAUGACAUUGAAGCAAUGAAGGAGCAGGCAAUGGAAGACAUGGAGUCAGUUUUGAGCAGGAUUGACAAAAGCGGUGAAGGAGUUUAUGUACAAGCGUCUACACUAGGGUCACUGGAAGCGUUGCUUGAAUUCUUAAAGUCCCCAGCUGUGAAGAUACUUAUAAGCGGCAUCGGUAUAGGGCUUGUGCAUAAGACGGAUAUCUUUAAUGUUCACCCCAGUACUUUUAAAUUUACGGAAAGAUCUUUAUGAUUUCGCGUUAAACUUUAAAUGUCACUUUUGACUCUAUUAUAUGAAAAUGCAAUAUAUACAAAACUCAGAAAUUAAUCGUGGAGCAAUCCAGGAUUAGUUUUAAUUUUUUUAUUAUACUUUCUAGUAUAUAAGCUAGUAUACGUAUCAAAGUAACGUGAAUCAUAUGUGGUAUAGUGGUUUAUGUGUAUAAUUUUAUCUUGAAUAACUCGG
Molecule: messenger RNA, 759 nt
Organism: Brassica napus (rape)
Lineage: Eukaryota; Viridiplantae; Streptophyta; Magnoliopsida; Brassicales; Brassicaceae
Product: eukaryotic translation initiation factor 5B-like
Exons: 4
Coding region: 1-549 (182 amino acids)
Molecular function (GO): translation initiation factor activity
Source: RefSeq, a predicted model, not a curated record